Molecule: messenger RNA, 8616 nt
Organism: Nomia melanderi (Alkali bee)
Lineage: Eukaryota; Metazoa; Arthropoda; Insecta; Hymenoptera; Halictidae
Source: RefSeq, a predicted model, not a curated record
CGAUCUCUCAGUCGAGCUAGGCUGCUCGUUCAGGAAGGGUUGGCGCGUUCCUUGCGUCUCAAUCGGAUUCGCUCGCAGUUUCAUUCAGGAAUUGUUUAUAAUCGAAAUUGUACGUCAAACGACGAAACACAUUUACGGGGACAACAGCAGAGAAUUGUUUUUUAUACAAUGCUAAUUUUACAUUUUAAUGUAACGUGAAAAAUUCCUUUUCGAGUCAAUGUUAGGAGAAGUGACGAUUUCUGACACAUGGACAUUUUAAUGUGAAUUCUAAUGCGGAUCGUUCUAGGAAACUUUUCAUUGUAAAAAGUGGCAGUUUUAAUGUAUAGUGACUGGAAAAUGAUGAUGUGCUUUGGAACCUGUAGGAGACGAAUUUGAAAAUGAGAAGUUUCAUUUUUGGGAGGAUUCUUGGCGAACCAACACUGUUUUUGGACUGUUUGUUGUAUUGUGCAGUGUUUCGACGUUGGAUUUGUGAACAUUGACAUGAUUCUUGUUUAUUCUUCGGUGUUGAUUUUGUAUCGUAGUUGAUCGAUUUGGACGUUUUCUUUGUGGAAGAGUAGAUAUUUGGAGCAGGUGUUGUUUGUUUACUAUUUAUGACAUAUGCAAGCGAUUGAGACGACUGGGACUCGUGUCAAAAUGACUGUUGCUUACAAUGACGCAUUUUUCAACAACUAUAAUUUCUUCAACGUAUACUUUUUGACAGUAAUACAAUUAUGUAAGUACGCACAUUUCCUCCGAGAUAUAUAUCAAAGGAAAAUAUUAUACAAUGUUUUCACGUACUUAUUUUACAUUGCAUUAUCAUAACAAGAUCAAGGAAAGUAUCCCGUUCGAUGCAGUAUUCCAAUGUUACGUCGACCUUCGCCGUGACAUGCCGCUCAAUUCGAUUUUGUUCUAUGUAAACUGAAAUUCUUGAAAUAUAUUAUUCUGAGAUUUUAUGAAAACGAAUCGAUUUGAUCGAUAAUAUUCGUAUAAGAAACAAAUAAUUUUAUUUUACGAUAAAAAAUUGUUGCAACAAAGAGAAAAUGGAGCGAAGGAAGAGGGGGGGAAAGAAAAGGAGCAAACGAUACGAAUAUAAAUAUUAUUGUAAAAAUAAUGAUGCCAACAACAAUAUGAAAUAUUAUUGUUUGUAUUUUACGUUCUUUACGCUUGUGCGAAUUUUGUAAACACAUGGAUACACAUUGUGUUCAGUGAUCGGUAACUAGAAAUAGUCGAUUAAUCUUCAACGUAGAUAAAAGGAGUGCGAUCGAUGUUAAUGACAUUCCAUAUCCAACGAAAAAGGAAGAAAGAUAAUAUCUAUCGUAUAGGUUGCCAAACCUUUGUAUGAUUUAGAUACCGAGGCACUUUCGGUAUUUGCACAGCAGUACACCGACAAGCUUCUCAAUAAAAACGUGUAAAUAUAAAAAUUCAACGCAUUGAUCCGUGCCUUUCACAACGUGACUAUCGUUCGAGGAUAUGACUCAUGGAAGAUACAAUAAAUAUGCGUGUUACAUUUUCCCUUGUAAAUAUAUGUAUGUGUAUGGCUGCGACACAUCGAUCCUGUAUCAGUUCAUUGAAACUUAACGGGUCAAGGAAAUACUAUUUAUUUUGUUCAAAAAAUUGAAAAAAGAAACAAGUAUUAUACGUGAAAACUAAAAACGAUGGGCAGUUAAAAUUUGUCGUAAAAUAUAGAGGAAAAUUACCCGAAUAUGUAACUAUGCAAAUCUUAAAUCUUUCAUGUCAUUAAAUACUUGGAAAUGAUGAUCAAUUUUAAAAGAAGCUAUUACAUUUUUACGAAAAAUGCGCUGCCUAGCACGAAUUUGCCCUACAGCAUUGAGUUCUACAGAGAUUUCUGAAAUUAAUGAGUACAUUCAACGCUGGGGCUGCAUUCAUUUACCUGCAAAAUAUAUCUAUAGCGCACACGGCGACAACCCGCGAUGCGCUCGCCUCGAGUCUGAAAAGUUGCGGCGGAAGAUUCGGGUGUGUAUACGCAGCCGAAUUUACUCGACAACGAUAAUCGUGCCUUUGAUCGCGCGGCAUUCUUCGAAGGAGAAAACGUUGUACCGAAGUUUACCAAAGGACAUGACUCAAGUACCAUUAUUAACGUCCGAGGAAACCUCUCUGCACACCGCAGAAUCCGCUGCCUGCAACAUGGUGGUGCUCGAGGCCGGUCUACCUGGUGACACAUGGAGGUACUGCGUAGAAAGAGAACGACUCGCCGAGAAGUCGGAGUGGUUCCGCGCGAUGCUCGUCGGCCCGUUUGCACCUGCACCGAGCGAUCCUCCGCCAUUACUUCAGCUGCAGCACGUCGAGAAGCGUGCCUUCGAUUAUUUGUUCAGAUAUCUACUGGGUGAACCGAUAAACUUCCAAUCUGUGACCACUGCUCGAGCCACCCUCGACGCAGCCCACCAAUACCUGUGCCCGGAAUUGGCUCAUUCCGCCGUCGAGUAUCUCAAGAGGAACCUAAACUCAAACACCGUGCUCGAGAUCUAUCAAGGGCUCAGCCUCUACGCGAGUCACGCCCCUCUUAGAUCGCCAAAUUCGCCGACCGCACCGCCAGCACCCGGGGACGACGCUGGUGAAAUAGUUGGAAUUUCAGCUGAAGUUUGCUCGCGGCUUCUACUCGGGUGCCUGGAGGUGAUCGACUCGAAUCCGGAUGCUGUCUUCAGCCAGGAGUAUUUCGAAGAGCUGAGCGCGAUGGAAGUCGAGGAAUUAGCCUGUCGCGACACUCUGAAGCUAAUAAACGAAUCCGUGUUGUUCAACGCGUUGGACAGGUGGGCCGUUUCCGAAUGCAAAAGACACGGUGUCGAACCGUCAGCCAACAAUAAAAGAUCCACGCUAUCCGAAAAUGUUUGGUAUAGCGUCCGAUAUCCUCUCAUGUCCGACAAAGAGUUCAUCGAGGUCCCUAUGGCGAGCGGCAUACUCACCAGCGAGGAGUCCGCCAUUAUUCUCGCGAAAAUCCUCGGCCAUACGCAAAAUCAGGACGGAGAAGAGAAGAUCUAUCGGCGGACCACUGUCCAGGUUGUCGAGCACACCGAGGAUCACCGAUGGCGCUUACAAAGACAAAAGCUGCGCAAUGUCGAAAUCGGAGAAGAAAGAGCGGCAGGACAAUCGGAAGAACUGGAGGAAGGAGUGCGCGACGCAAGGUCAAAGGACCUGCGCUACGAUCGGCAAUUGCAUCGUGCGGGUUCUCGCCUGCAUCUUCGACUGAAUAACGUUUAGAAAGCCAAAACGAUAGAGAACUGGAAGAAAUUAACCGGCUCUUCCACCGAAAGUCUUUUUUUAGACGCCUUUCUUAUAGAAAAAAGAAAACACUCUUUUCUACCGGAUUCAAACCAGAGCUGUGACUCAUGAAAUACCCGGGUACCCGGAUUACCCGAGUAUCUCACGAAACCUUACAACUAACUAAAUACUAGAACUAUUACCACCCGAUCUGUUGAAUUUUAUUUUCAAAUGAUUAAUUAUUUUACUUUCAUUAUUAGCCUCUUAAUUGGGUAUGUCAAGUUAACAUAUCAUCAAAGUUUAAUUCCAUUUCCCAAUAGCUCUUCGUUUGCGUGUUGAUUCGAUAAAUAAUCGUACCCAAACCGCAAUAUUCGGUCCAAUACGAACCACGGAAUAUCGAAGCGUAGCCGGUGUUCACUAUAUUAACCCCUUCAGACCCGGCGCACAUUGUAAUGUACAAAAUUUUAUUAAUUCAAUAUCUAACAAAAUAUUAAAACUGUGACAGGCAACCAUGUAUAGACCUUUACUUUGGGCCUAUUUUUAUCAGAAAAAUAGUAUACUACCACUAUUUUAUUCGAAAUAAUGUCGUUACUGGUGGCGCCAUUGUUGUUAGAUAUUUGAACAUAAUUUUGUACAAAAAUCAAGUCUGAAAGGUUUAAUUGAUUUCAUCUGGAAUCAUUUGGAAAAUACCUAGUUAAAAGGUUAAUAUAAUGAAUUACCGAUUAUGUAUUAAGGCAUAAGUAGGAUACUUAAGUAAAAUCUACUCGGGUAAUUUUUGCGUGCUUGGGUAAAUACCCGUUUGAGUAACCGAGUACCCAGCAGGUCGAUUAGUAGUAGUAGCUCUAGUAUCCAGUUAUAAGGCUUUACGAGAUAUUUUAGUACCUCAGUGUCUCAUAUACCCGGGUAUAAGUACUAGCCCUAAUUCAAACGAGCUUUUUUGUCCAGUUGAUUUUCUCCGGGAGCUGCACAGACGGCGACAUAAUUUAUUUACAAGUAAUUGCGGGAGCUUUUCAACGAACCGACCGAAAUAUUUUCAUACGAGAAGCGUUCGAAUCCGUUUCGCGCGUUACCAUUCAACGACAAAAGAGCCUGCGAGAGACUGAUACGUUUAAUCGUGCGUUCUACGCGUUCGUUUUCUGAAAUAUCGAGAACUUGCAGACACUUGAUUGUUAUCGAUUAAACCGCGCGCGUGGAGUCUUGAAUCAUCGUUUUGAUAUCGGUUUUUCUAUGAGGCGUAUUUUAUCGUUUACAAAUUUUAUUACCGAGGUAUUUAUUUAUUUUACGAACGUUGUCAUUGGAGAAAUGUCGCGAGUAUUUCUAUUGUAAGUAAUCGUUUCAGUGUCCAGGUUAUCAAGCCUGCCAAUCGUUUUAUAAUUAUUGCAGUUUCAACAUUUUCUUUAUUCACAUUCGAUGCCAAAGAAAGAAUUCAUUUAGGUCUGCAUUUAUAAUACAAAGCAGUAUUUUCACGUGAAAAUUCUAAAGUGGAUCAAUUUACAAACAAUCGUGAUGGAGAGGGGGAUGUAUUCGAUUUUAUACAAAUGGAAUGAUUCUUAUUUCGAAGAUCGUUUUGAAAUGCUGAACGACGAAAAUGUAGUAUGUAAACGUGUAAUUAAUCUUUCUUCACAAAGGCUUUUCUUUUCUCGUGAAUUGUGAGUUUGACACACGUGAAUAUGAAUAUGAAUUCUCAUGAAUUCUCCAAGAAACGUUUAACACUAGUGCUACGCAGUAUUUAAUAUGGUUGAUAUGUACUUCUUAUAGAAAUUACAAAAGUACAUUUUUUUAAACUUUCGCUGACAUUUGUUACAUUACGCAAGUGAAACUAUUAAUUUUCUAAAUAAUUUCUUGACACUUAACAUUUUUCAUGAUAUCAGCAUAAUUGCAGAAUAAUUGUAAAAUGUGUAAAUUACGAUCAGUCAUUUUGAAUGAUACGGUAGUUCUAAUACUGAAGUGUGUUCUUAAUCUUGUGUUAUUAGUUAAGCUCUAAAAAUUCCUAUAAAGCCGGCAACGCCAUUAAUUAAGUGAAUAAGAUACGGCACUUUUGGAAUUUUUAGUUUCUCGUUGCCACUAUUUAGCAUGUAUACUGUUAUACGUUAUUGCGGUAUUUCCUACGUUCGUUAUGUUCAUAGUUGCUGUUCAGAGCAUUUAGCAUUUAAAUUAUCAGUUAUCGCGUGGAUUCAUGGCUGGCCCGUGUAAAUGUCUAACGUUCAACAACGAAGAUCUGGUUUUCACAGAAUGUUCGCAAAAAUGUUCUGCAUCGAAACAUUAUUUGAAUCCGUGUGGGAUCUUUCUGUUUCGGAUGUUAAUAAAUUCAUUUCUUUUUAAAUAUUACUUUCUUCGCACGUCGAAAUAUCAUUAACAAAUAUUUCGUAUCUAGUUAUAAGAUUUUUAAUCCAUAACUAUAAUUACUAUUUACCAUUAUUACCAUUGUUAUUAAAAUUAUCAGUAUCAGUAUAAUAACAUGCUUUCAUGAAAUUUUUAUGAAAUAAACAUAAUAAAUUUUCGAAAUAUGAAAACUCAUAUAGAAAUAGGAAGAUCCCUUCAACUACGAUGGACAACGAUGUAAAUUAAUUCUCAACUUUGAUUUAUCAGGCCAAAACCGAGCUAAAACUGGGUUUAAAUUUUAAUUUUUUGUUUUAUUUUUAAACAGAUUAGAUCACGAUUUGAUAAGGACAAUGUUAAAUGCAAACGAAUUUUAGUUCGAACCGGGAACAAAAAUUUUCCCAUGGUAAUCGUGGAUAAAAAAUGUACACACAAUAUGUUCAAAUUGUCACUCGAACAAAAUGUGGAUGAGGUAUGUUGACUAUUGUGGUAACUUAUUAUAAUUUUUAUCAUCUCUAAAAUAAACAAUUGUUAGCUUCUAAUUGCUUAGCUCAUAAGGAUUGUUACAAAGAAUUUCUUGUUUUUAAUGAUUCUUAUAACAUGUCAAAUUUAUCUUCUUGCUUGUUUGUACUAAUAUUAAUUUUCUCUAAUCUUUGUAAAUAAUCUUUAACACGAACUUCGAACAAUCUAUAUUUACCGCAAUUUUUCGGUUAAAUGGCCGAUACAUUAUUUCCAUACCUGAAAACAAUUUUUGGUUCCUGACCAGGACCAACAUUCGUUAACUUUCAACAUUGUCCUUUCCAUAAUUGACUUUCUCGCCUAAGUGUGAAAACAGCCGAAGACGUGACGCUUCAUGUUUUAAAUGAAAUCGAUUUUUAAACGGAACAUGUAAAUUUAAGUCCGAUGUAUAAUAGCGUUUUUCAUCAUCGAGCUAUACUAGCGAAUUGUUUGCGUGGCGACGUAAAGGACGCGAGACCGAAAAGCCUUGCAAAUGUUAAUUACUCGGGCAGGGGUGAUCGUAAUGUUUACACACACACGUGUGUUCUGUAGUUACUAUUACAUUUUAGUUAUUAAUCUCAUGUUGCUGUUUGAUCGGUUAAAUUUUAUUCGCGACGACGUUGCUCUCAGAUUACGUUUUAAGAUUGAACAAUAUUUCUCUAGUAAAUGGUCAUUGAGUCUAUUGUGUGUUAACGAUUAUUUGUAAAAUCGCGUGAUCGUUGCGACAUAACUACAGUGCAGCUCUCACCUUCCCAACCACGAUCUGAAAGUUAAAACGUAUGGGGUUGUUCGGAAAGUAAUUUCGUUUUUUUUCUCACGAAAUGAAAAACACAUUUUUAAUAGUAUAUAAAUAUUUUAUUUAAUUAUAUGUUGACCAUUUUGGUCUAAUACAUUUUCCCAUCUUUCUGGUAGUAGUAUGAUUCCACACUCGUAGAACUUCUGAUUUUUGCUUGAAAAAAACUGAUCCAAGUAAUUUUUGACAUCCCCGUUUCAUCAAAGUCCUCCUCGUCAAACUUGUAUGAGGUCUAAUGUUAUCGUGAUGAAACACUACGCCUUUUCUGUUAAUCAAUUCAGGUCUCUUCUGUUUAAUGGAAUCACUCAAUUUAUCCAAUUGGUUGCAGUACACUUCCGAAUUAAUUGUGGAAUUGUCUGGUGGAAGCUUAAAAAAAAAACAAUUCCCUUAAAAUCCCACCAAACAGAGGACAUCAGUUUUUUCCAGUAAAUGUUGGCUUUCGAUGUGCUUUGAGCUAGGAACAUUGCGUAAACAAUCUAUUUUUCAUCGCCAGGUAUAAUUCGCCUUAACCCUUUCGAUACGGCUAUGUCUUCUGCGCAUAUGGUUCUACUGAACGGCCAGUUAAAACGUGAAUGUACAUUUUAUCGAGGAAUGUAAUGCAUUAUAAAUAUUUCGAUUUGAAAAAUUGUUUAAAAAUUUAAUUCCCUGUGAUAAAUUUGGAAACGAGGAUACACGCAUAAACCUACAUCACAUGAUUCAAAACAAUAAUGGGUUAUUUACAAAACUAUCAGUCGGUGACUAUAGUCACUGGUAGUACACAGUGAGCGUACAAUGAUGGGUGAUUAUAGUAACCAGUAGUAUCGAAAGGGUUAAGAAUAGAUCAUUUUUCUCGUGUUUGAGCAGCAAAUCACAUAUACCAAUGCGACUCUAUUUCAAGUCCCUCAACAAAUCUCUUUCUUUGAAAACGCGUGGAACCCAAAUAUCGAGCUUCGAAACGAAACCAGGUCGUUCCAUGUGAUCAUGAACAGUCGAAUUCGACAAAUUCAAUCUCACAUCUUUAAUGAUCGCAUUCAUUGCAUUCCGUUUCGCUUGCUUUCUUUGUUGCGCGACUCAGGUAAUAACAAAGACAUGCCGAAACUGAAGAGUCACGGUUACCAUAGCUAAGUACCGAGCUAAGCGCCGCUAGACUGAGGAAUUCGGCUGUUUGAUCAGUUUUCAGUUUCUCUCGUCCAAUUCUCUGCUGGACUGUUAAUAAUUAAAACUAUAAAAUUGUUAAUUAUAUAGAAAGACACUUUUUGUCUCUGUGCUGUUCUGCUAGACAUCAAGUCAUCUCCCAAUUAUACGUCUCCCCUUGCCCUUGUGCACGUUUAGCUUUUUGAUCGUGGUCGGGAACGCGAGAGCUGUACUGUAAAUACAUAAUUAUGUAAUAAAAUCGUACGGUUAGACGAGGAACAGAAUCAUUCAUUUCGAACAACUUUUUUGUAUUGAUUGUGUGUGUUCAACGAUUGUAAAUCUGUUAAUCCAUUACACGAAUCUGAUAUUACAUCGGACGGAUCGGAGAUUUAUUGAAAAUUGGAACGAACUUCAUAGUUGUAUUGAUACAUGAUAACGCAAAUAAAUUUUGCACCGGCACAAUCCGCAACUGAUAUUAUCUUUUUGUUAAAUUAACAGUAAUAUUAAUUGUUUAGGAAUGAAAUGGGUAUUAAGAUCUCGGAUGUUCCGUUCUGCGUAAACUGUACUAAAGAAUAAAGAAAAAUUCCAUUACGAAUUAAAUAUUGACUCACCGAUGAUAUCUUCUUCACUUCAAGGUAGUAUAGAAUUGAAUUUUACUAUUUUUAGCCCUACAAACGUGAAGAGGACAUGGUCUACAU